CUACGUUCUCGCCCCCAGAGAUAUUUUGGUGUUUGUGGCAUGGGUCCCAGCUUCUAUUUAAAAAAGAUACGGAACUAGCUCUAGCGCCUCGAUGCUUCAAUGAGAACGCACUCGAGAAGUUGCCGGAGCGCAUACAUUCAGGGAUGGAUGAAUAAUGGUAAGGCCAUCAGUGCAAUUGCUGUUACUCCCCCAUUGAGCAUGGCGGAAUUCUGGAAGGAAUCGGCAGAGGUCAGCCACAAGCAGCCGGCACUCGGGCGCUUGUGCAUUUCGGGUGCUGUUUUCGUAUUCGUAGCUGGCAUUGAUUGAUUGGUUGGGACUCAAGUGCGGGUUCUAUUCUUCAGAUCAUGCCCGGAUUUCUGUCGACCAGAUUACCGAGGGUUGAGUCACAAGUUUGGCUCAGAUGACUCUGUUGAGUAGAUCGACAGUUAAGUUGGGGAAAUUCUGUGCAGAUCCUCUGCAGCCUCCGCGCGGAUUCCGAGAAUUCACUGUUUCAGAGCUGAAAAGGAGAGGAGCACCGGACGAUCGGUACUUCUUCGCGGGCAGUAGAGUGUGGCCGAAGUUGAGCAGGUCAGGGAGUAAAUGUUCGAGAACCUCGAGUAGAGUUCUGCCUCGACCUCAUCAAUCAUUGUCACGGAAUUGUAGAAUGGAGACAUUUAGUGCUCAGGACCGAUUCGCUGGGUGCCUCGUAGGCGGAGCGUGUGGAGACGCUUUAGGUUGUGUGGUGGAGGAAUUGCAACGCGCGCAAAUUGUCGCAAAAUAUGGCGAACUCGGAGUCAGAGAGUUUGAAAAGAUUUAUGAUUAUCCGGGAGAAUUCACAGACGACACGCAAAUGACAUUGUUCACGGCGGAAGGAUUAUUAUCCACCAUCUUAUGCAAGCUGAAGGACGAUGAAAGUCUCGCAAACUUCCGAGCAGAGGAUGCUGUGCCGGCCCUCCAUCAGUCUUACCUCAGAUGGUUGGCGUCACAGAAUGAAGAAUCGCAGAGUCCUCUGUUCAAGGAAGUGAGAAAUCUCGGAAUGCUCAUGACCCAAGACAAGCUGCAGCGCAGAAGAGGUCCGGGACAAACAUGUCGGAUGUCAAUAAAGAGCGGGGCUGUAGGCUCCAGCAAGAAUAAGAUCAACGACAGCAAAGGAUGCGGCGGCAUCAUGCGAGUCGCCCCAUGUGGCCUCAUAGUGCACAGCGCUUUUGCCUCUCUGACAUCGGAAGAGAAGGCAGAGCUUGCCUUCAAGCUGGGCAAUGUUGCCGCUGCCAUUACGCACACUCAUCCCUCGGGUUGGCUUCCCUCUGGAUGCCAAGCAGCCAUCAUCUCGUGGAUCUUAUCAGGUGAAUCAUUGGAAGAAGCCAUCGCCAGGACGGUGCCGUUGCUUGAAAAGGAGCCACAUAACGAGGAAACAAUGACCAAGAUACUUUUAGCCCGAGAACUCAGUCGGGAGUUUCUGGAGACUUUCUCGAAGGGAGAUGGAGAGGACUCAGCACUGGAGAAACAAAUGCUCGUUCUCAGACACAUAGAGGCAUUGGGACAUGGCUUUGUGGGAGAAGAGGCCUUAGGAAUAACUCUUUACUGCGCUCUUGUAUGUGGAGAAGACGUCGAGACGGGCAUCUGCUACUCGGUAAACCACAGUGGCGAUUCUGAUAGCACUGGAGCCAUGGUGGGUAAUAUUCUCGGAGCUCUAUUCGGAGAAGCUGCCAUCCCGUCAAAAUGGAAAGACAAUGUUCUACUUGGAGACUUGAUUCGGGAGAUGAGUAGUGAUCUGUUCAGAGUAAGAGAUCCUGAUAGUCGACAAGAGUUAACCGCCAAAUAUCCUCCUCCUAUCGUGACUCACAAAGGAUAAAAGACCUCUGAAGUUGUACCACUCAAAGGAAUGCACGCCGAGCGUGAUGUACCAACUGAGGUCCAAGCCUCCGUAACUUUCACAGAGUGCAGACAAAGUCGUUAAAAGUACGCCAAAGUUCGCAUGUCGAGCACGAGAGUUUGCAGGUCUCAACCUGCAAUCUCCCCGACAGCCAACUCGCAACGACGGAUAUGAACUGAGGCCAGGAUUAUGAACUGGUGUACUUGUUGUGCUUCGUAUCAGCAGUUUCGGACCAAACCGAGCCACACAUGACCUGGACUUUGCAUAGUUGGGUUCUCAGAACAUUCCUGCCCCGAGUUGAGAUUCCUGAUUUAUGGGCAGACGUAAAUUUGAUGAUCGGAACUCGAAGAAGUACGAGGAGAAGCAUGCUACCUUCGACGGAGGCGACACAUCACAAAAGUGACACAGGACGAAUCUAAAAAGCCACAGAGAUCGACAGCCGACAAGACAGAGCUGCACCAGAGUUGCACUAGAUGACGACGGAGGUACAUCUGCUGAAAUGUUUAUCGUAUUUUAGUGAGACUGUAGAUAUGCUCAACACUACCAGCUCGAAUUCUCCCAUGCUUAGAAUCAUCCGAGCCGUCCUUGAACUCAUCUCGUUGGAAAUGCCACCCACUCCUUCACGUGAUCGGUGGAUGGCAAAAAGGACAUAUUCUUCUUCAACUACUCAACGACCUCCAACUACAUGUACCCGCGAUUUCUAAAACCUUUCUCCGUGGUGGACACUUUUGGCCUGUUUGCGUCCACUUCGUCCGUCCAAGAGAGUUGUUGAUCAAAAUUCGAAGAUUCACAACGAAAGCUCAAUCAUCAUGUUCCGAGGACGUCCGUGGCUGCUUAUGGCUUGUACUUCUGGACCUUUUCUUUGGGCACGGAGGGCAUUCAAAUUUAGCGCGCGUGCAUCCGAGCACAUGUACUUCUUUGCCCUCGAUGAGAUUCCAGUUUGAUUUCUUCGGUGGAUUGAGACAGGCCCCGCCAUGAUGUAAAUCCGACUAGGUCGACACCUUCAGAAGAACAUGGAGCCUACAUUCGUUUCUUCAUAGUCUCAAGGCGAUUACAAUGGUUUCUGUCUGCAUGUGUGACAUGUGGUUACUGGUGCCGGAGUAGUUUUUGUGAAAAUUAAUCCUGAAAAGGUGCAGAGCGCCUGUCAUACUUGCAUAAAGCUUCAUAGAUUUGUCGUUGUAAGAUUCCCAGUUGUCAAGAUCGAUAAUGCUCACUGAACGAGAAAGAUUUCAUUACAAUCU
Molecule: messenger RNA, 3093 nt
Organism: Marchantia polymorpha subsp. ruderalis
Lineage: Eukaryota; Viridiplantae; Streptophyta; Marchantiopsida; Marchantiales; Marchantiaceae
Source: the annotation of a GenBank genome assembly